UUCAUCGGUCACACUGCUGAUACCAUCUGCCCUCUGAAAGUCACCUUUUCAUCGCUGUUGACCCCCACCUGGCAUACUGUCUGUAGGGAAUCCUUUUCUACUGGUAAAGACCAGCCACCGAAAGCUGUAAAGCAAGAUAAAUUAUUCUCUCCAAAUAAAAGAAAGCCAGAGUCCAUGAGUGGCCAGCGGUCGUCCAAGAAACGAUGUGGGGACGCGCGUGCGGAGUCCCCCGUGGGCUUCGGGCACAUGAGCACUCCGGGGUGUGUGUUAAGCAAGUUGUUUCAGCUGCCCACGCCACCCCUGUCCAGGCACCAGCUCAAGCGGCUGGAAGAGCACAGAUACCAGAGUGCCGGCCGGUCCCUGCUGGAGCCCCUGAUGCAGGGGUACUGGGAGUGGCUCGUGGGAAGAGUCCCCUCCUGGAUCGCCCCGAACCUCAUCACCAUCAUCGGGCUGUCCAUAAACAUCUGCACGACAGUCUUAUUAGUCUUUUACUGCCCUACAGCCACAGAGCAGGCACCUCUGUGGGCAUAUAUUGCCUGUGCGUGUGGCCUUUUCAUCUACCAGUCUUUGGAUGCCAUAGACGGGAAACAGGCGAGAAGAACCAAUAGUAGUACUCCUUUGGGAGAACUUUUUGAUCAUGGUUGUGAUUCACUAUCAACAGGUACUAUUGAUUUCUUCUCACAGGAACCCUGGGACCUUGGUUCUGGAACUCCACGAAUUGAUGUGACUGAAGUGCAAAUCUUCAUAAUAAUCAUGCAUUUGCUGGCAGUGAUUGGAGGACCACCUUUUUGGCAAUCUAUGAUUCCAGUGCUGAAUAUUCAAGUGAAAAUUUUUCCUGCACUUUGUACUGUCGCAGGGACCAUAUUUUCCUGUACGAAUUAUUUCCGUGUAAUCUUCACAGGUGGUGUUGGGAAAAACGGAUCAACAAUUGCAGGAACAAGUGUCCUUUCUCCUUUUCUCCAUAUUGGGUCCGUGAUCACAUUAGCUGUGAUGAUCUACAAGAAAUCCGCAGUCCAGCUUUUCGAAAAGCAUCCCUGCCUUUAUAUACUGACCUUUGGUUUUGUAUCUGCUAAAAUCACCAAUAAGCUUGUGGUGGCGCACAUGACGAAGAGUGAAAUGCAUUUGCACGACACAGCCUUCAUAGGCCCAGCACUUCUGUUUCUGGAUCAGUAUUUCAACAGCUUUAUCGAUGAAUAUAUUGUGCUUUGGAUUGCCCUGGUCUUCUCUUUCUUUGAUUUGAUCCGCUACUGUGUCAGCGUCUGCAAUCAGAUCGCAUCUCACCUGCACAUACACGUCUUCAGAAUCAAGCUUUCUUUGCAAAGGAGCUCAGCUCAGGAGCCGAUGUACCCCACUGGCGUGUGAGGGGGAGCUAGUGACCAACACCCGGAAUUCAGAGGGAAAGGUUUCCUAUCUUGACAUCGUGGAGGAAGUCAUUUUUUUAUUGCUCAAGAAAUGAGUGUGUCGUGGGCUGGGACCCUGUCAGCAUGCGGAAUAAUGUACCUUUGUCGAUUCAUUUUAUUUUUUUAAAUAAAUAUAUGAUCUGAAAGCCA
Messenger RNA from Myotis davidii, 1550 nucleotides. RefSeq names its product choline/ethanolamine phosphotransferase 1 (gene CEPT1). Gene Ontology annotation, biological process: phosphatidylethanolamine biosynthetic process. The record is from RefSeq and is a predicted model, not a curated record. Bases 175 to 1362 code for a protein of 395 amino acids. Gene Ontology annotation, cellular component: endoplasmic reticulum membrane; Golgi apparatus. Gene Ontology annotation, molecular function: ethanolaminephosphotransferase activity; diacylglycerol cholinephosphotransferase activity. NCBI's taxonomy places the organism in Eukaryota, Metazoa, Chordata, Mammalia, Chiroptera, Vespertilionidae. The transcript is spliced from 10 exons.